Cantharellus anzutake is the source of this 1618-nucleotide messenger RNA. RefSeq lists its product as uncharacterized. Gene Ontology annotation, molecular function: FAD binding; protein-disulfide reductase activity; thiol oxidase activity. The record is from RefSeq and is a predicted model, not a curated record. The transcript has 10 exons. Lineage: Eukaryota; Fungi; Basidiomycota; Agaricomycetes; Cantharellales; Hydnaceae. Gene Ontology annotation, cellular component: endoplasmic reticulum; endoplasmic reticulum membrane. The coding region runs from base 100 to 1578 and encodes 492 amino acids. Gene Ontology annotation, biological process: protein folding in endoplasmic reticulum.
CGGAAAGAUCCGUUGCGACGCCUGGUUCGGCAUUGCCUACGUGUUGAGCCGCACCAUCGCACGGAUCAUUGCUUCGCAGUCUUCACCCUUACUGACGCCAUGCGCCCACUGAGACGACUUGACGUCUUGCCCGCAUUCCUUCUAUCUCUCAUCUAUUCCUGGAUAGCGAAUGGCGAAUUCAUCCGCCCGCGGCCAAAUCCUUUGAAGCAGGUCCUGGAGCAUACGCCAGUGAAUCAGCCCUCCGAAACUUGCGCUAAGCUCCGAUUGAAAGGACCUAUAGAAACCACACAUUGUGAUUAUGAGACUGUGGAAAGCGUGAAUGACGAACUGGUAUCGAAUCUAAGCGCUCUGGUUCGGAAACCAUUCUUCAGAUACUAUAAGGUUGAUUUAUAUCGGGAAUGCCCGUUUUGGCGAGAAAAUGGCUUUUGCAUGCAUCGCACUUGUGGAGUGACGUCCAUAGAUGAAAGUCAAGUACCAAGGGAGUGGAGAGCUGAAGCACUUAGCCAAGUACGAGGAGCCCAAGAAGGCAUUGUGAGACUUCCGGGAUGCUUUUAUAAAAAUUCGGAUUUCUGUUUCCUCGACGAUAACGAAGGAGGAGAGUAUGUCGACCUUACUGAAAACCCCGAAGGUUUUACUGGAUACGCUGGCGCAUCUGCUCAUCGAAUAUGGGGCUCGAUUUAUAACGAAAAUUGCUUUGGCUUAUCAGAAGCGACCCUUCUCCAACGUGCUGAAAUGUCGCGAUUUGAUCGGUCCCCUGCCAGCAUACUCGGACUGAGUCGUUUACCGGCAACAGCAGAUGAAGGGUGUCUGGAGAAGCGAGUAUACUACCGCAUCAUAUCUGGCAUGCAUGCAUCAAUAUCAAUUCACAUUUGUCACCGGUGGUUCAAUCAGACUACGGGAGUAUGGGGCCCAAAUCUGCAAUGCUUCGCUAAUCGUAUAGCACUGCACCCUGAACGUCUUCAACACCUUUACUUCAACAACGUUCUCCUUUUGCGUGCUGUUUCUCGUGUUGGUCCAUACCUAUCCGCUUAUAGUCUAGAUGAUGAAGAGAAAGGCGCAGAUGAGCUCCUCGAUAAUGUGUUAAAUAUAGCCAAAUCAGCGGGGGCUUUUGACGAAACUGCAUUGUUCCGGGGCAACGAUGCUAAGAUACUAAAGGAGGAGUUUAAAGACCAUUUCCGCAACGUGUCUCUAAUCAUGGAUUGCGUCGGAUGUGACAAGUGUAGGCUUUGGGGGAAGAUUCAGGUGACAGGCAUUGCUGCUGCUCUGAAGAUUCUCUUCGAAAUGGAUGAGAAUGCCCUUGACCCUCAGCUGAAUCGCAAUCUGCUCACGCGCUGGGAAGUGGUGGCUUUAAUCAAUACACUGCGUCUCUUCAGUGAAAGUCUGAAGAUAACAGAGGAUUUCCGUGCACUUUGGCAUGAGACACACGAUGCUGAGAGGAUAAUAUCUGAAGCAGAAACAGAAGCACUUAUCACUGCGAAAGUACGUACAUCAUGGGGUGCUCAUGUGUUGUUGGUUCUUAUCCCCAUAGGUAGGCAGGCCAAGCCUCAACUAUUCCUCGGCCGUCACCGGCAUCUCUGAUGCCUCCUCAACGGCCGGAAUAUCGUGUUCCGUCGUAUCG